Molecule: messenger RNA, 1422 nt
Organism: Oikopleura dioica
Lineage: Eukaryota; Metazoa; Chordata; Appendicularia; Copelata; Oikopleuridae
Source: the annotation of a GenBank genome assembly
AUGAUCCAGCCCGCCGCCCAGGUUGACGGGCGGGGGACAGAAGAAGACUCAGAAAAUGACGAAGACUUAUUCAACUUUCGCUCACUUUUUCGCCACAUGCAUGGAGAAGCCAGGCGGCUAUAUAGCGGCCUCUCCUGUGAUAUCGCCCGCUCGGAGCGCAAUCUCCGCCUGAAUCGCUACAGUAACGUAAGCCCGUACGAUUCGACACGAAUCAUCCUUUCGGAAGUAGACGGCACCGACUACAUUAAUGCAAACCUCGCACAUUCCAGCGCAGAACCUCAACUAACCUAUAUUUUAACUCAAGGCCCACUCAGAUCGACAGUAGAUGAUUUCUGGCGAAUGGCGUGGGAGAAAAACGUGACAAACAUUGUGAUGCUGAAUAAACUCUUUGAAAAUGGAAGGAAAAAAUGUGAACAGUACUGGCCAGAGCUCGUUGGAUUGUAUAUGAAUUGCUCGGCCGGGCCGGACAUCACUUAUAAAAUUACGCUCAAAGAUGAAAAACACGACGAGCACGAUCGCUUCGUGGUGCGUCAAUUCGAACUCGAGCGGAGCGACUCUUCUCAAAACUCGACGGAAAUGAGAACCAUCACACAGUUCCAUUACAUCGCCUGGCCGGAUUUUGGCGUCCCAGAAACUACCAGAGACUUUGGCGAUUUCUUCCAUCUUUUAAAUAAACAUGAUUGCUUCAGUUCCGCCUCACGUCCUAGCAUUGUUCACUGCUCCGCUGGAAUCGGUCGAACAGGGACGCUAAUUCUUGUCGAUUCAUGCCUCAAGCUUUUGUCGAAGCAGAAAUGUGACAAGGUCGAGCAAGCCGAUCUCAUUGACAUGGCAUAUCGCGAAGUGCUCUAUCUCCGACAAUUCCGCGCUGGUCUCAUUCAGACAGCGGAUCAACUAGAAUUCUCAAUCAGUUCAAUCGAAGUCCUCUACAACGAGUACUUGUUAACUCUCAACGACCAAGUUGAAAAUACUCCACCACCAACAACAACUGAAGAUGCUUCAAACGGAAAACCGGAGGAACUUUCGGGCAAAGAAAAAAUUGACUUUUCCUCAUCAUCAGAAACAACAGAAACUUCAGAUGAAGAGCCAGCUACUUCAGAAGCUACUGUCGAAACUCAAGAUGAAAUUCAAGGUGAAACUUCAAUGACAUCUCCACCCUGCGAAGCUGGCGACUCUCCAAAAAGAAAACCUGAACAGGAGAAAAUAAUGGAGCUGCGAGAGCGCGUCGCCAUGAUCAAGAACAAAAUGAGAGAGGUUGACCGACAAAGAGAAGAAGCAAAAAUAAGGAGACCUAAACUCUUUAUUGCGAUUGGCGUCGGAAUAGCAGUCGGAAUCGGCGCGUGGUACUGGUUCAACGGAAAAGAAGCGCCUUCAGUAUCUGAUGCAAUCGACGAAAGCUACGUUUCGGUGGAAGUUGAACUCUAG